Molecule: messenger RNA, 1035 nt
Organism: Ixodes scapularis (black-legged tick)
Lineage: Eukaryota; Metazoa; Arthropoda; Arachnida; Ixodida; Ixodidae
Exons: 1
Coding region: 1-1035 (344 amino acids)
Source: RefSeq, a predicted model, not a curated record
AUGCAUGAUAUCUUGGAAGGAGGAAUGGGCGUCGUCAUGCAGAGUGUCCCGCAUGGUCUAGUAGAAGAUGGCAUGCUUCAAAAGUCCGAUAUGGACAAGGUGAAUAGCUUCAGUUAUGGAUUUCACGACAAGAAGGCUGCCCCUGUUGCACCCAAAGAGAAGUUUCUGCAAGGAAAAGCGAACCUGCGUGGCACAGCAAGCCAAAAGUGGUGCUUAUUCAAGCUCCUCCCGCAGAUGUUUGGAGAUACUGUGCCUUCCGAUAACCCACAUUGGUUAGUCUACGUGGCCUACAGACAUUGCAUCGACAUUAUCCUAGCAGAGAGGACUCCAAGAGACUGCAUUUCCUAUCUCCAGAUCAAGAUCCAAGAGUUUUUGGAAGCAUGCACAUUGCUGUACCCAUCUGCACCAGUGAUAGCAAAGUUGCACUACUUGCUCCAUUACCCAGGCUUCAUACAGAGGUUUGGCCCACCACGUAGGUACUGGGGAAUGCGCUUCGAGGCUAAAUAUGCCUACUUCAAGACUAUUGCUUCAAAUGUGCGAAUCUUUCGCAACAUCUGCCGAACACUAAGCACACGCUAUCAGCUGUUGCAAGCCUACGAGCUCUCGGGAAAGCUUUUCGAAGGAUGCAUUGAAACGACUGGCUCUGUUGUGGUGAAGUUAACCAGCCUUUCACAAGAAGAGCAAGCCGUUGUCUGCGUCAUCACACCAGAAGCUACCCUUUUCUCUGUGAAGACUGCCAGAGCAAACAGUCGUACAUACCGACUGGGAGAUGUGAUCAUCUUCAAUAUGCAGAACGACACACCAAUCUUCCUCCAAGUCGAAAUGCUGCUGGUGGUUUGCGGAUUAUUGAUCCUCCUUUGCCGACGUCUGAAAACUGUGUGCUACAGCAAUCACAGGUGCUCGUACAUUGUGGAAAAAUGCAACGACAUUGCGGCAGUGACACCAGGCAACGAGUUCGACUUGUGCUCACUUGACCUGUACAACUCUGGCACAAUUUACGAAGUUGUGCCUCACUUCGCAAUAUUGCAAGCUUAA